Messenger RNA from Paramisgurnus dabryanus, 1295 nucleotides. RefSeq lists its product as uncharacterized. Lineage: Eukaryota; Metazoa; Chordata; Actinopteri; Cypriniformes; Cobitidae. The record is from RefSeq and is a predicted model, not a curated record. Gene Ontology annotation, cellular component: membrane raft; external side of plasma membrane. Gene Ontology annotation, molecular function: MHC class II protein binding; protein tyrosine kinase binding. Gene Ontology annotation, biological process: interleukin-15-mediated signaling pathway; T cell activation; positive regulation of ERK1 and ERK2 cascade.
GUUUAAAGGAAGAGUUAUGAAAAAAAAAAAAGAGGAAGACUUAAAGAAAAGAAAAAUGCUUGAUAAGUGGCACAUAUAUCUGCUUGGACUGACAACUAUUUAUUUCUUAAAUUAUCUCACAGGUACCAGUGGAGAGAAAGUCAUCAAUGUGUUCUGUAGUGAUGGAGUAAAUGUCACUCUGCCCUGCAUUAAUGCUCCUCCUGACUGCACAUGGUUCUAUAGUAAAGGCAAAGAAACUGGAGUUGAUCUGUUUCCUAAAGGAAUAAAGAUAAUGGACCAUGAAAGACUGAGUCUGGGGUCUGACUGCUCUCUGAACAUCUAUAAAACCACAAAAGAAGAUCCUGGGCUUUAUACCUGCCGGCAACAAGUGGUUAGAAAUGAUCCAUACACUGAUGCCAAUGUUUAUCUGCAUGUUCUUCAUGUGUCUUUAUCAUCCACACAGACUGAGAUUAAAGCAGGCAACAAUGUCACUAUCUCCUGUCAAUUGUAUUUAUAUGACGGAUAUAAUUGUGAGAGUUUGCUUCAUAAGAAUAGAUUUCAGAUGAUUUGGGUGAAUGAGUCUGAUGUUAAUCUACAAUCAGACUCCAGAUAUCAGAUCUCAUCUUCAACAAAACACUGCAACAGCCGUCUGACUACAACACUCCUGAAUGAAGACAACAACAGAGAGUUGAGAUGUCAGAUUAUUACAGGAACUGAAGUUAAGACCUCAGACAGAUACACUGUCAAGUAUUCGGUGACCAAAAUCGAUGUACUUUACACAGUGAUUCCUGCUGUAUCUGCUGUUGUAGUUUCUCUUCUCGCUCUUCUUCUUCUCUGGCUGUUCUGUAAUAAAAGACCUGGAAAAAGAAAAAUGGCCCAGGAUUCAUAUGUGUCAAAUGAGAGGACAAAUCCUGCAGUCUGUGAGAUGAACAGCAGUUUUAAUCCUCUCACUGUUGAGAAGAACGAGGAUGUGGCUUAUGCUGAGAUCAAUCACAAGAAAGGGCUUACUGAUAGACACAAUGUUCAGUGUGAUGAUAAAGUGACCUAUAUGACCAUCAGAGGAGAAACUGUUGGACACCAGGCUAUCUGAAGAAUAUGGCUGUACACUGUAAAAAAAAAAAAGUACAAAACCUUUUUGUCAUUGGGGUGGUCCACUUAACGGUUCAUUUUUGUAUCUUUAUGGGUAUACAACACAUUGAAAUGUACCUUUUGGGGUACAGAAUGGGUCCCUGAGGUACAGUUAUGUACCCCAAAAGGUACUACAUUCUAUGUUAUGUAUACCCGUACAGAUACAAAACGUUAUACCUUACACUCUA